GGGAGCGGGGCGGCCCCUCCGCCUGACGGGCGGCCGCGGGCGCGUCGCUGCCUGGAGGGCGGCAGGGCGUCUCGGUGGGAUGAGAAUUCCCUGGAAUGGCCGCUGGAAUGAUCCCACGAUGAGGAUGAUCGAGAGCGUGGACUCCGCGGUGGUCAGGUCCAGCGAGGACCUCUGGGCUGAGAUCUGCUCCUGUCUGCCUCAUCCCGAGCACAAGGAGGCCGGCGAUGCUUUCACAGACUCCUUCGUGGAUUCCUACGCCGAGGGCGGCGGAUCGGGUGCCUCUUCCCGGCCCACCCUGAAGCCCUGGGCACCCCUGAAUGACUCAGAGGUGUAUUUAGCAUCCCUGGAGAGAAGACUGAUGAGGAUCAAAGGCCUGUCCCAGGAGGUGACCUCCAAGGACAUGCUGCGCACGCUGUCCCAGGCCAAGAAGGAAUGCUGGGACAGGUUCCUGCAGGAGAAGUUUGAGGCGGAAUGUUACGUCGAGGGCCACGACGCCGACGAGAGCACGCUGGAGCACCUGAAGCGCUGGCUGCAGCCUGACAAAGUGGCCAUCAGCUCCGAGGAGGUGCAGUGCCUCAUCCCGCCGGAAUCGCAGCCGGAGAAGCCGGAGGCCGAGGAGGAGCCUCCGGCUGCGGAGCAGUGAGAGCCCCCAGCCCUGCCCGGGGCUUCCUCUUGUCCCAACCCCCCGGGAAGAUGUACCCAGCCAUAGGAAUAGCAGGAAAGGGGGGCACAGAGCAAAUGAUCAGUAACUGAGGAAGUAAUUUUUACGAGAAAGAGCCCCCGACGCACCAAAUUCCAGCUCUGGAGCUCCGCAGACGGCGGCUGGCGCUGCUGGGGACGAGAGGGAGCGCCUGUGACACGGCUGAACCAGAACCUCAUGGUGAUCUCCAGCCUGCAACCACCUCAUCAUUCCAGCCUGGAUGUGGAUUGUUUGGAAUCCAUCAGGAGACACAUUCAGCAACAACAACAACAAUAACAAAAAAAAAAAUAAUAGCAGUUGUCAAGAAGCGCCAGAAAAAACAUCACGGUCUAGAACAGAGCAGAGAAACCACUGAAUCACUUCCUUCCCGUCUUUUACCUUUUCAUCACUCAGCUGGGCAUUUGUUUCCCUCUCCUGCCGAAUCCACUUUGAUGUUUUCUCCAGUCUGACUCGGCCCCAGGCUGUGCCAGGACGCAGACAGAUCUUUUUCUCACCUCUGUGAAUUUGGGGGCCUGAAGGAAGCUCUCACUGCCGUCAGUAAAUUGCUGGUGUCAUUGAUGUUGUAGCUGUUUCACAUUCCUCUCUGCAAUGUACCCCCUAAUAUCCCACUUUAUUGCCCAAACUCUCUGUUAUAGACUGUAGGGGGAGUAUUUUUCCUCUUGUUGGUCAUUUUGUACCUCUUCUUUAUUCCUUCAGCCUCUCCAGAACACGAUCAGGUGAGAUUCUGUAUUGGGAAGUUAAGAGGGAGGCUCAGCCAGGGAGGCCACAAACAGCUCCUUUUCGUCACAGCAUUGCGUAGAAUUCUCUGACUUGAAGUAUAUUUAGUACUUAAUUGUUCAUUUCGCCCCGCUUAACUCUUCGAAGGGUUAUCCCCUUUUACUAAUGGGUGAUUUUUGUGCAGAUUUUUCGCUGAUCUGUGUGUUCUGCCUCGGCGCCGACACUGGAGGUCGGUAGAGGGAAGCAGCACGGCCUCCCGGAGCUCCUUAGGGGAAAUCUGUGUUUCUAGGAGUUAAUCCGCACCGCAUUCGUCUCGCGUUCGUUUAUGUAUCUGUUUGAAAAUACUUUUUUUUUUUAGGAAUAAAUUCUUGCUGGAGCCUC
Messenger RNA from Hirundo rustica (Barn swallow), 1798 nucleotides. It is a transcript of the gene CCDC32, whose product is annotated as coiled-coil domain containing 32. Lineage: Eukaryota; Metazoa; Chordata; Aves; Passeriformes; Hirundinidae. The record is from RefSeq and is a predicted model, not a curated record. Bases 80 to 643 code for a protein of 187 amino acids. The transcript has 4 exons. Gene Ontology annotation, biological process: cilium organization.